Molecule: messenger RNA, 3450 nt
Organism: Biomphalaria glabrata
Lineage: Eukaryota; Metazoa; Mollusca; Gastropoda; Planorbidae
Product: interaptin-like
Exons: 17
Coding region: 628-2595 (655 amino acids)
Biological process (GO): mitotic sister chromatid cohesion
Molecular function (GO): double-stranded DNA binding; cohesin loader activity
Source: RefSeq, a predicted model, not a curated record
UUGAACAUUGUGCUACAAGCAAUGAAUUGUUUAUCAAUGAUGUAGCUUUGGUUCACUCCAAAGUAACUCAUAGAACAACUCAAGUUGCUUCGUUUGUAACAUUUUAAACAACACACAUUUAAAAAAACAACACAUCUGCUGCAUCCAAUGAUUCUGCCAGUCCAUAUAUCGUCUGUUUCCUCUGUGGCUAAGUAUGUCACGUUCUGUCACAUUCGUUGUAGCUCGCAGACUUCACGCUUGGUUUAGACAUGUUGGUUGGGAUACAGCCUCUCAGAGUUCUACAAUCAGAGAAACCAGCCUAGAGUUGUUCAAACCAGAUUAACACAACUGCAAUCCACAAAUUUAAUGCAACUUUUAAGUGUGAAAAAACAAACAAUUCAAAUAGUUAACUAGAUAUAGAUCUAAAUGUUUUCGUAUCAUUAUGUGUUCUAAUUUCUUAUACUUUCAACUUUGACAUCUGAUAUACGGUGGGGCGGAGAGAUCUGGUGUGAAAAAAAGACAAAAGAUAGUUUAUACGCAUUAAAGCUAAGAUAUGAAUCUGUUUUAACGCCUAGUAACCUUUCUUUGUGCUGUUGUUGAUUUGCGGCUUUGCCAGAGGAAAUCAGUCUGCCACUUGUACGAAUUUCCAUGAAUCGACAGGAGAUGGAAAGUUUAAGAGGCGAGUUGACAUCUCUGUAUAAGAAGCAAUUUAUGAAAUUAGAUGCAGCCGACUGCGCCGGGAAGGACACUACUCGGAUGCGCAUCCAGCUGUUGGAGGCCUAUGUGAAAGAUUUGAACGAACAGAACGAGAUGUUAGUUCAAAUGGUCGAGGAAGUUACACAAGCAAAGGAAGAUCUGAUCUUCAGAGAAAGACAGAAAUGCCAACAAGUGCAGAAACUAAAAGAAUCGUUGUGCUGCUGUCAAGAGGAACUUGAGGCUGAGAGAGAGGCUGUCACUAGCUGCAAUUGUGAGAUCUCGGCUUUAAAGAACGAGAACUGUCGAUUACAAAGAUUAAAUGAUGAAUGUCAAAACGAGGUUCGGCUGCUCAACGACUCAGUGUCGGAGCAACAAUGUCUUAUCAACAAAGCUCACCAGAAGAUCUGCAACCUUGAAGAGCAGCUGAGUUGUUGCCAAAAUGACGUACAACAAUUGGAGCAGAUGUUAACCAGUACUAAGUGUGAGCUGGACCACGCUCGCUCCACUAUAAGAAACCUCGAGUGCACGGUGGAGGGACUCAAAGAUGAUCUUGCACGUGCUGAAGAAAGGGAAGACAAUUUACAGAGGAACAUUCAGAAAUUAUCUCGAGACAUUGAUUGUUUGAAUUCAGCUUUAGAGCAAAAACAAAACGAAACCUUGAAUUUAGAGAAUCAAAACUCGGACUUGACUCGAGAACUGCAGAUCGCUGAGAAGAAACUGUGCAACUGUCACGAGGAGGUCGAGUCUCUGAGAUGUAAAAACAGUUGUCUGAUGGAUAAGUUGAACUGCUGUGAAGAAAGUAUAGCUAACUUGGAAUGUGAAAAACGGGAGCUUGAGGCCUGUUGUAAACGUUACCAAGACACGCACUCUUAUUCUAAUGCAGAGUAUAAUCACCUUGAAGAUGAUUUGAACAGCACCAGCUGUAAGUUGAAAGAAUGCAAAUGUGCCCUGGAGGACAGGAACCAACAAAUCACGGAACUCAACCAAGAGCUCUGUUGCACGAGAGAGGACCUGGCCGAGACGGAAGAAAAGCUCAGAUUUGCUACCAACGAGAUAUGCUGUUUUAAAAAGAAACUGGCCGAUUUGGAACGGGAGCUAAUGGCCUUGAAAGAAGAGGACUGUCAGCAAUCCGACGAACUAAGCAAAGCUCACUGUAAGAUUCAGAGUCUAGAACACACCAUCAGAUGCCUUGAAAAUGAGCUCAAGGCUUGUACAAAUACUCUGUCUGAGCGAGAGAAAGAGAUCUGUAGCCUAAAGAAUGAACUUCGAGACGCUAGAUGUGAAAUCAACGAACUGAAAAGUUUAAACCAGGGUCAGGAACGUGAGAUUUCUCAACUAAGUAUCGAUAAUGAAAAGUUGAAGUCAGACUUAUGUGAGGCUUGCAACAUGUACAACUCCUUAGCAAAGAGAGCAGAAUGUUUAGAAAAAGAGUUGUGUAAUUGUCAGAAGAAAGUCCAACAACUUGAGUGUGACCUCCAGGAAAUGUCCAAGCAAUUAGAACAAGUGUGCAGUGACAAGUCCUAUUGUCUCAAGCAGGUCAAUAAGCUAGAGAUGGACCUAAGCUCUGCUUGUAGCGAAAUGAGAGAUUUAAAUAGCCAGCUUGAGGAGUACAAAUUAAGACUGUGUCGAAAAGAUGAAGACUUGAGAGAGGCAGAGGCCGAGAUUCGAAGCUUAGACAACCAAAACCAAAAACUAGAAUGCAAGCUAAAAGAUUGCGAAGAUCGCUCCAGAUGUUUAAAAGAACAUUUGCAGAACAUACAACAGACGGCGUCAUGUGAGGAUUCCAGGUAUCAACAAGAAAUUCGAAGAUUGAAAUGCGACCUUGAGCAAGAGAGUAACUGCAGGCGAGAGCUGGAAUACCAGAUCGCCAGCAAGGACCAGCUGAUCAACUCCUUGAGAUACAAGUGUGGCUGCAAGUGACAUCAUAACUCCAGUUCCAUCCAUUUAAACACAUUUUGUUUCAUUUCUGCACCCCAGAAAAAAAGAAUUUUUGUCUUUAUUAUUGAAAUACUUGUGAAAUUUCCCAAACUUUACUACUCUAUUUAAGAAAAAGAAAAGCAAUAUACUAAUUUUGAAUGUUUGAUCAGGCUAACUAAACUAGCACUUAAUUUACUGUCACUGUGUGACUGGGUUUUUUUUCCUCGAAUUGUUUAUUUGCUGUAAAUAAACGCCGAGAAUCAACAUUGUUCAGUAUCGGAGGAUAUUAUGAUGAUAAUAAUGUUAAAAUGUUAAUAAUAUUAGUAAAAAUGGCAAUAUAACUCUUCAUGAAAGAGUGGUAAUAGCAAAUAUUUGUAGUGUCUCACUAUUAGUGCUGUAGCAGGUCUACUGUUGAGCUGUUAUAGUAAAGCUGCAUGGAAUUGAUUUGAACAUCUAUCUCGAAAGAAUAGCACCAAAAGAUUUACACUGUUGAGAUGUUAAUCUCCACUACAUCCUAGGCUGGUAUGUGUAAUCAUCGUGACACAAUCUAUUGGUUACUAAUAAGACUAAGUUCACUUAGUAUUGAACGAUUCAUUUAAAUUAUAUCUUUUAGAAAUACUCCCUGACAAUUAUGUCCACUAACAAAAUGUUAUGAUGUUUUCUUCACAAAUAUUCAUGAUUGUAAAUAUGAUACAUGCUUAGAUUUAUGUCUAAUGUUUGGAUAUUUUAUUAUUAAUUUGGGUCAAGAUGGGGCCUGGCUAAAUGUAUUCUGUCAACAAUUUGAAGGAAAAUGUCAAAUAUUUUAUCUUUUGAAAUAAAACUUGAAAAGAUAUCUCAAAAUAAAAUCACCAUUACUCA